This is a messenger RNA of Eurypyga helias (sunbittern), 1065 nucleotides long. RefSeq names its product urotensin-2 receptor-like. Gene Ontology annotation, biological process: neuropeptide signaling pathway. Lineage: Eukaryota; Metazoa; Chordata; Aves; Eurypygiformes; Eurypygidae. Gene Ontology annotation, cellular component: membrane. The record is from RefSeq and is a predicted model, not a curated record. Gene Ontology annotation, molecular function: urotensin II receptor activity.
AUGAGGCCUGGAGAGGAUCCCGAGGGUGGCAGCUUCUUGGAGGAAAGCAGCGGUGGGGGUGAUGACAAUAGUGUCCUGGGAGGGGACAGCCUGGUCACAGGGCCGCUGGGUGCAGUGCUGCUGGUCAUGUGCCUCACUGGGAUGGCGGGGAACAUCUACACGGUGGUGGUAGCCUCCGGCAGGGUGGCGGGCCACUCAGCAGGCUCCUUGGGGGUCUACGUGAUCAACCUUGCCCUGGCUGACCUCCUGUACCUCUCCACCAUCCCCUUCGUGGUCUGCACGUAUUUCGCCCAUGACUGGUUCUUUGGGGAUGUGGGCUGCAGGCUUUUGCUCAGUCUGGACCUCCUCACCAUGCACGCCAGCAUCUUCCUCCUGACCGCCAUGAGCCUGGAGAGGUACUGGGCGGUGGCCAGGCCGCUGCGGGCCAGGCGGGCCAGCAACACUUACCGCAAACUCGCCAGCACUGUCCUCUGGCUCCUCUCGCUCCUGCUUACGGCCCCCAUGAUGGUGAUGACCCAGCUGCGGGAGGAGGAUGGCCCCCACAAGCGCAUCUGCAUCCCCACCUGGACACCAGCAGCCUUCCGGCUCUACCUGACGGUGCUCUUUGCCACCAGCAUCCUGGCACCCGGCGUGGUGCUGGGUGUUGUCUACACCCGCCUGGCCCGGGCGUACCGGUCCUCUGCCUGGGGCCGGGGCCGGGCCCCUGCCCGGCAGCUCUUCUCCAGGAUCUCCGCCAUUGUAGUGGCCUACUGGGCCUGCUUCCUCCCCUUCUGGGCCUGGCAGCUGGCAGGGCUGUACUGGGGCAGGGGGCUGGGCAUCAGCCCCACCACCCAGGCCUACCUCAACUUCGGUGUCACCUGCCUGGCCUACGGCAACAGCUGCAUCAACCCCUUCCUCUACACCCUGCUCGCUGGCAGCUACCGCCGGCGCCCUGGCCGCAGCGGGAUGGGCAUGGCACAGCCCCGGGCACUCUUCCAGGAGGCUGCAGGGGGCACAGUGGGAGGCCACAGCAUCCCCCUGGCUUUUGGGGAGUUGUCAGGGUCUGUGGGGGGAAGUGAGGGGUGA